AUGGAGAGAUGGACUCCAGCCGGUGAAUCUUUGGAUGAACUGCAAAGUGUGCAGUUAAAUGAACAAAUUCGUUUUCGGGAACUUAAAGAGGAGCAGGAACGUCUGAACAGUUCACUGCUGUCUUUGUCUACACAUUUUGCACAAGUACAGUUUCGUCUGAAACAGAUCAGUAAGGCAGAUGCAUCUGAAAGAGAUCGAUUACUGAAAGAACUGGAAAAUUUUGCUUUCCGUGGUUGUACCGAUUUGAGACUGGAAAAACAAAAAUGCUCGUCGGUGAUAAAUAAUGGCAAAAAAUGUGAUGUGGAUCAGCAAAGGGAACGACAAAAGAUACUUAUCGCUCAUUUGAAACAGCAGCUAGAAGACUUGGAAAAGUAUGCUUAUGAAAGUGGUGAGGGUGAUCUUCCUAGCGCCGAAGUCAUGGCUAGACAGAAAGCAAUUAUUGAUAAGCUUCAUGAAAAAGUACAACUGGAUCUGGAACUGGAUAGAAUGUCCCAAAGCGAUUUGCAAAAAAAAGUUGAUGAGGCGUUAAAAAAGCUUGUGAACCCGAUUAAAGCGAAAGAGCAGUUAGUGGAGCAGUUGCAAGCGCAGAUUGUCGAUCUUGAACGAUUUAUUGGUUUUCUGCAGGCGGAAACUAACGAGCGUCUACCUAAUUCAAUUGCCUCGCUACCCACUGUACCAGCAAAGAAGGGCUCAUUCAUGAAUUUAAUCAGAUUUAACCAGAAAUUCGAACGUAAUCAACUGAAGCAAACACCACAAGGAAGUCAUUAUGGGCAAGUUGAUGAGCGAGCACGGAUAGAAUUAGCAGUUGAUGCAACAACUCAAGUGAUGGAGAAAUAUCUUCUGCUUUCAGUGGAUACAGACACAUCUCAUGCUGAGUCGUUUAGUAAAUCAUGUGAUGAGAUUUUUAAACGUAGCGAAGAAGAAGUGGUUGCCGUCAUUAGAAAACAGUUAUGUCCCGCUAUGCGUGAUCUUUUGGAACAUGGUAUGAAUAAUGUUGUCAAACAUUUUGUUUAUUACACAUCUUUGGGUUGCUAUCCUGGAGGUUCGCGUGCUGCAAGGAGCACCAAUGCGCGAAAGCUGGAACACGUUUGGGAUGUUGUGAUGUAUUAUUAUGAUUCGAAGUUCGGUCGUAAAUACUGUGAUGCACCCAUUCGACGUCUUUCACAAAGUUAUCAGCUCGAUGUGAUUGCAGGUCGAAGUGUCACAUCAAAACAGCUUUUACUAUCAACCAUCGAAAAUAUUUCUUCAACCCAUAGUCGACUGAAACGUUCUCCCGAUGCAAUGUGGAAGGCUCUGGUGUCUGCGGCAUUGAAUGAGAAAAAGUUGCCGGCGUGGAUACGAACAAUUUUCUGCACAGAAGAAAUUGUUGGACAGUGUUUUGCACAGUGGUCUUAUGUAGCCAGAACAGGCUGUGAGGACACUUGCCAGUUGCUGGAACAUCUUCAUAAGUAUAAUUUUCAUCUACCGGUGGAUUUGGCAGUAUGUUAUUUGAAAAUUUUUUGUGCUGCUGGACAUUGUAGCUGCGAUAUGGUGAGUGAAUAUUAUCGGCUGGUUGAUAUUUUCGAAACGGUUUCAGUUUUUGCACCGAAUGAAAAGGUGACUUGUAUUGAUGGAACAUCGAAGACAUUACUUUUCGGCACUUCGCAGGGACGCAUUUUACUUGUGGAUCUUUCAACAAAGAGCGUGAUUAAUGCGUUGCAACUUUCAACGAAUGCUCCCGUUGCACAAAUAGUGGCUGCCACAGCGCUUGGUUAUUUUAUUGUUCUGUCAGCGUCCACUCUCUAUAAUAUAGAAAUAGAAACAUUGAAGCCAAUUAGCUCAAGUACAGCAUCAAAUAUAGCUCAUCUGGCGCUGAAUAAGGAUCCAGUGAUAGCAGAUCCGUUUGCUUUACAGCUUGCUUUGGUUACGAACAAUCGCUACAUCCUGGUUUGUGAAAGCAAAGCGGGUAAUUUGGUAGUUCAGCAGGAGAUACGAACUGAGGACAAUGUGGUUGCCUUGUCGUAUAAUAAAUAUUGCAUAUGCUUUGCUCUGCCUAAUGCUUAUUUUGUCCAUAAUAUCCUGGAAAAUAAAACUCUGUCGUUGUUCCCAUACGACUCGCAAACUAUACGUCCUAUCAUUAUAAACACAGAUGCGGAGGAAUUUCUGGUAAAUGGUAUGCAAGGUUUAGGCGUUUUCGCAACAUCAGAAGGUGUUUCAUCGCGACCGCCGCUAUUCUGGGGUCUGACUUCUAUUGUAUCGUUUGCGUAUCGUUCACCACACGUCUUUGUUCUAACAGCAUCGUCAAUUACCGUUUACAGUUCCGAACAGUCAGUUGUUCUCCAAAGGUGGCCCUUCACAACUGGAACGUUGUUAGAGUGUAUUGAUGGGCAAUUAUAUGUCUGCAAUAGCAAGAAUAUCAGUCAUCUAGAAGAAAUAUCGUGGUUUGAUAGGGCAGAAGCUCUUAUUGAUAGUGGAGAGUUGAAUGAAGCAUUGAGAUUUGCUGAAAAUGCUAUAUCGAAUGGGCAAUAUGACGAAGCAAAAAUACUGAAAUUCAAUGAGUUAAAGCAGAAAGUGGCCUUAGUGCUUUUCAAACGAGAAGAAUUUGAAAAGUUUUACGAAUUAGCCGUGUUAUCCGAAUUAGAUCCUCGUGUGGUUUUGGUAUCAUUUAAAUUUUUACUUCCGUUUCCAUCAGGAUUUCGAUCAAAGCCAAGCAAAGAAACUACAAAGUUAUCAAAAGAAACUUUUGAUGACUUCGUUACCGAAAAAUCCGUUCAACUUAUAACUUUUUUGGAACAUUAUCUGAGAGCAAUCAGAAAACUUCAUUGGACUGCUGGAUUUCGUCGGGAUAUUGACGCUAUACUAUUAAGAUUGAUAUCACUACGACAGGAUGCACUAGAUGCUGAGGAUAUGUCGUUAAAUCUUCAUUGCACAUUUGACGACUGUAAUGAAUGGAUGCGAAAACAUAAGCGCCGAAAAUUCCUUAUUAGCAUUGCAUUUUGCCUUUCAGAUUUUGAUAAUGCACUUGCAAUAAGUCGAGAAUUAUAUGAUGAGAAUCUUUUGGAUGAUGAAAUUGCAAAACUGUGUCUGCAACUCUUUCCAAGUUUUCAUUCGGAACAAACAGCAUUAAGUUGGGUCGGGUUUUUGCUCAAAGUUCGCCAGGUUGAUGUAAUCGAUGGUCUAAAAAGAUGUUCAGUCAAAUUAGAUCACUCGAAAAUUAUACAAAUUUUGCAGCAAGAGCGAAGUGCACUGAUCAAAUACCUUGAAGGAAUUAAAUCCCUCCAAAACGAAGAAUUCCAUUCAAUGCUGUUUUCAAUGUACGUAGACGAAAUCAACACAUUAUUGGAAGAUGAAAAAAGUGAAAAGUCGUGCAGAAGGGAGCUACGUAUCUUCCUUCUUCAGCCAAAUAAGCUAAAUUUACGAGGCACACGUGCUGUUCUCAAGAGUUACCCACACUUUGCUGUCGAAUUGACCUUGCUAGAAGGUGUUAAGGAAAAAGACUCUAUUGAAUGCCUGGAAAAAUUGCUCAAUAAUCACAGAGAUUACGAUGCAGCUGAAUUAUUCUGCAUUUAUACAGAUACAUCGGAGUACGUUCUGAGAUUGACACUUCUGAAGUUCUAUCUGCGAAAUAUCGCGUCACAGCCGGAAUUCAAAUCACGUAUAAUCAGUUUACUAAACACACCUGGUUUUACAUCAAUUGAAGCUGAAGUAUUGCAAGAUAUUCCAAAGGAAUGGUCAUUAUCGUCAAUUCUUUGUUUCGUAGAAAGCACCGUACUGUCAGCAAAAGACCAGUCGCAUUGUCAGCAGCUGAAGGGAAAGGAAGCACUGAAAGCCGCUCAUCUACAUAUUCAAAUUGAUGAAAAAACAACAUGUACUGCAUGCAGGGCACCGAUCAAUAAUGAAGAUGUCGCAUGCUACCCACAUUCGAGACAGAUAUUCCAUCGAAGGUCUAGUACUGUGCGAAUUAAACAAAAUAAUUUGAUGAGCUUGCGCUCAUGUCAGUGUCAAAGUACAAUGGAUAUGAUCUAA
Messenger RNA from Acanthocheilonema viteae, 4005 nucleotides. The record is from the annotation of a GenBank genome assembly. Lineage: Eukaryota; Metazoa; Nematoda; Chromadorea; Rhabditida; Onchocercidae.